This is a messenger RNA of Triticum turgidum subsp. durum (durum wheat), 1293 nucleotides long. Lineage: Eukaryota; Viridiplantae; Streptophyta; Magnoliopsida; Poales; Poaceae. The record is from the annotation of a GenBank genome assembly.
AUGUUGUCCAUCUCAACGAGAUGGGCUAAGCGCACUCCAAACCUCCAAAUGCAUUUCUGUUGUUUCUCCACGAGAGAGGGAGGAAGGUCUUCCUCUUCCUCUCUCCGCCGCCGUCACCCACCCCACUGCUCCGGCGAGGAAUCGCUCGCCCAGCCAGCGACCAUGGCGGAGGCCGCAAGCGCAGAAAGAGCUGCGCUUCUCCUACCAGGCCUCCCGGAUGAAAUUUCCAUCUGGGAGAUCCUCGUUGGCCUGCCCCCCAAAGCCCUCCUCCGUUGCCGCGCCGUCUGCCGCGCCUGGCGCCGAGCCACCUCCACCCGAGACUUCCUCCUCGCCCACCAUGCCCGCCAGCCCGCCCUCCCACUCCUCUACAUCUACAACUGCGUCGGCAACAACAUCCGAUCCCUAGACAUCAUCCCCUUCGACCGCCGGGCAGGGGUCGCGGCCGACGACCAGCUCUGGCCAGUCGCGCGACUUUGUCAGGCCCCCUUCUGUGCGAUGGCCUCCUGCGACGGUCUCCUCCUCUGCUUCAUGAACGACUGCUGCUACGCCCUCUGCAACCCGGCGACUCGUCAGUAUGCUCGCCUCCCGUUUCUUCCUGGCUCCGUGCCCCUGGGGGUGUACUCGCACAGCCCAACCGGCGAGUACCGGCUAUUGCUGUACAGGUUCGCCACUGGACCGGGGCCUGACGCUCAAGGUGGCACCUUCGUGUUGGUAUUAGGCUCCGGCCAACCGCCACGGUCCAUAGGGUGCCCUGAUGCUAGGGAACUGCUGUCCAUCCCGUCCAUCCUGUUCCGCGGUGGCCUGCAUUGGCACAAAGAGCAGAAUGAGAGGAUAGUGGUAUUCGACACCACCACUGAGUUGUUCCGGCACAUGCGCGUUCCGGUUGUUUUUGUUUCUCGCUGCACUAACCUGUUUGAGAUGGAUGGAAUGCUCGGCGUGUCCAGCUUUAAUUAUGCAGCGGCAAUCAUCGAUAUCUGGAUGGCGCAGGACUACAAGAGUGAGGUCUGGUCCAACAAGUACCACGUUGAGUUGCCGGUUGCAGAGCUCACCGCGCGCUUUGGAAGGUUCAACACACGUGGGUUUGGGGUAGUCGCUUCUUCGGAUGGUCAUUUGCUCAUGCUGCUCAAAUUUAGCGACUGGCUACUUCAGGUUGAUAUGGAUGGCAAGUUGGUCGCUAGUUUCCACUGCAAAGGCCUUGCUUAUACUAGAUUUUGUCUCAAACAAACUUUAGUUUCGCAUACCUUCUUUCCGGCACUACAGCGUUAUGUUGUGAACGCUAAGCCUUUCAUCUGA